Molecule: messenger RNA, 1929 nt
Organism: Penicillium olsonii
Lineage: Eukaryota; Fungi; Ascomycota; Eurotiomycetes; Eurotiales; Aspergillaceae
Source: the annotation of a GenBank genome assembly
AUGGGAAAGAACGGCUGGGAUCACCCUCUCACAAAGAGGACAACCUACAAACAAUCCAUGGAGUUCGUCGAAUACUGGGCCGACGUCUACAUGAACACUCGCGAUGAGAUCGAGACUAUUGGCGACAAGAUCAACGCUCUGCGGGCUGAGGUGGAAGAGGCUCAAAUACUCAACGAAAAGGACAUCUACACCGGGCUCGGAUUCACUGUCGCACUGCAGGAAGCCAACCGCUUGGAAGUCCGCCGCAGCCGUCUCAGUAGCUUUCAUCACUUUUUCCGCGAUCCAGAGGAACAGCUGAAAGGUGCUCGCAAUCCACUGGGCAAGAUGUUGGCCAACGUUGAUCUCAAACUGGAGGAUAUUCCUGUUAGGGAUGGUCACUACGCAAGCAUGCGGUUCCUGCGCGAAGUGAUGCGAGCAGUCAAGCAGCUGGAACCGAAAUACGAAACUCAAUGGGGUCGCCCAUAUGAUCUCCUAGGAGCUUACGAUGAACUUUCAGAUGCAGAGGAUGAAGAAAACAAACAGCACCGUCAGCCCCAGGCUGUCAAGAAGACUCAAGCAACCAACAGCCGCCGAGUCAAGCCUGGAAAGUCCAAUGAAAACGCGAGAUCAUCAAAAAGUGACUCGCAGGUUGAAACGACAUUUGCCAACGACCAAGUACCAUCUGAAUGGAGAAAUGACUUCUUUUUGCCGACAAGUGAGACUGAGAAGAACCCUCAAGACUGGGAAUCACAUCAUGACAUGACCAAUUCACUCACCCCCGAGGAUCCGGACAAUCAAACCGACUUGACUCCUCGCAAGGCCAAUGAUGCUUGCAAUCAUCGCGCAGAGCUCAAUAUCCAAGAGAGGGAGCUCAGUUUCGAUGAAUGGUGCAGUGGUAUGUCUAGCUCACUUACUCCAGAGGAAUGGGAUCUUGCAAACGGUGUGACCCAACGGAAGCCCUGCGAACUCUGCAACCAAGACAGCAACAAUUCGAGUUCCAGUUCCAGUCAUUCAGCCUCACAGACCAAUCUCAAUCAUCCCGUGAGCGCUAUAAAUAUCUCGUCCCCUGCAACCGACUCGGAUCAACUUCCCAACCUUGGAACCCCGGUCACGACUCAGGAAACGGCUGCCGAAGGCGCCUCCUGUGUCAGUUGCAUGGAAGGACUUCUUGGCGACGCCAUGGUUGUCAGCGACUGCAAGCAUGCUUACUGCAGAAAGUGUGCUCUUCACAUGAUGGAAGAGUCCAUGAAGGGCGAAAUGCUCUUCCCCCCACGGUGCUGUGGAGGGUUUCUCCAGUAUCAAACAAAAAAGCACUUGUUUGACGCUGGCAUUUGGCUCGCAUUCGAAACAGAGAUGGCCAAAUUCAACGAUCCCUCGCCUCUCUACUGCUCCGACCCUCGGUGCUCCGCAUACAUUCCCCCAUCUCUUCAUGGGGUAUGUCAAAAAUGCACAAGAAAAACGUGCAUGGAAUGUCGCAAGGAAGCCCACGAAGGCACUUGCGACUUCCGCGGAACGGAAGGGGACCGGCAGCUGGAGGACCUGGCCCGGGAAAAGAAAUGGCGACGAUGUUUCGGCUGUGGGCACAUGGUCGAGCUGAACUGGGGAUGCAACCACAUGACAUGCGUCUGUGGCCACCAAUUCUGCUACCUUUGCGGAAAAGAGUGGAAGACUUGCAUCUGCCCUCAAUACAGCGAGGAUGACGAGGAUGCCGUCGCCGACGAGCGACGUGCACGCCGGGAUCCAAAUCACCCGCUGUUCGACUUCCGACGGGUUUGCCAGCACCAAGAGGGCUGGACUAGACUCGUCAACGACACUCCCUGCGCUGGCUGCAACAGACGGAACACAUACGCCGUUCUGAGAUGCAAUGCCUGCCAAUUGCAGCUGUGCGGACCAUGCCGCCAGCACAAUAUGGAGGCGCGCAGAGAUGGGUAUGAAGUUGACGAGUUCUAG